AUGCCUUUGGUUCGCAGUGAAGAUCUGAACCAUGGAAUGCCUUCUCCCCGACCCCAGCCUGCUUAUAUUUCCAAUUCUGGCUCUACCUCGAGAUCCUCUACUCCUGCUUUCAACAACAGUCCAAAUUCAUCCUCCGAAUCGAGCAAACGACGCAGCACUGCCUCUCUCAGCUCCACUUCUUCUGGGUCUUCCUUGAGCGGGAAACCGCCACCGACAACAGCUUCAACCUCAAAUAGCUUAGCUUCUGCGUCUUGUUCAUCAUGUGGGAAGGCAAUGCAGGGUCCUUUUGUACGGGCUUUGGGAACCGUUUUUCAUUUGAAUUGUUUCAAGUGCUUGGACUGUGGGGACGUCGUUGCAUCCAAAUUCUUUCCCAUCGACGGCCCGGAUGGCAAGCAGCAUCCUCUUUGCGAGCGUGAUUACUUUAAGCGGUUGAAUCUCAUCUGUGCAAAAUGUGGGAUGGCUUUGCGAGGGAGCUAUAUCACGGCCUGCAACAAGAAAUAUCACGUCGAGCAUUUUACCUGCUCGUUAUGUCCUACACUUUUUGGCCCUCAAGACUCCUAUUAUGAGCACGACGGCGAUGUUUACUGUCAUUUUCAUUACUCUUCCCGGUUUGCAACCAAAUGCGCCGGAUGCUCUACUGCGAUCCUCAAGCAAUUCGUCGAAAUCAACAGGAAUAUGCGGGAUGAAUGUUGGCAUCCUGAAUGCUAUAUGAUCAACAAGUUUUGGAAUGUCAAGGUUGUCUCCAGGCGACCAAUGAGCAUUGAGGGAGAAUUAGAGGAGCCGGAGUAUGUGGAAGAGGAGCGAAGAGAGACACCUGCCUCUUUGAAGGAGAAGCAAGUUCGAAUGGAGCAGCAGGUUUAUCGGAUAUGGACCGUUCUGUCAGCAUUUGAGGAAUCCAGCGCAGCUUGUAUCUCUGACAUGCUUCGGCAAGUGAGCAACGGUCAAUACCUCGAUGCCAUCCGUAUGGCAGAGAAGUUCAUCUUGCACGUCGAGGUUCUCUUUGCUUCGAUCGAUGAUCUGGAAUUUCACUUUGCAAGACUUAACUUGAGGGGCAUGGCUCAUGUCCGUGAGGCCCGUAUGCUCUGCCGCAAGACUGUCGAAUUAUUCACCCUUCUGUCGCAUACUCAAGAGUCUGGUUCUCGCAGGAUGGGCAUGACUCAAGAUUUGCUUGCUUUGGUCACGGGUCUCGCCCACUAUCUGAAAAUUCUGAUACGAAUUGCACUAACCGGUGCGCUAAAACUCGAACGCGAAGCUCCUGGACACGCCGGUAAUACCAACGGUGUGAUUUUACGACAGGGCGAGGCAAUGGCUGGAUUCCUAGAUAAACUUCACCUGCUCGCAGUACAGGGUGGGAACCCCUCUGCCCGAAGGAUGAUCAAAGGCCAUAACGGGGAAGUGGUUAUAAAUGGGAACGGGAACAUCGGUACCCAAGGUGUGACGUAUGGGUUUCGAAGCCUGGCGCCAGAAAACGCAGGAGAAUCACCGUUCAGUUCGUCAGGAGCUUCAGGUGCAGAUGGUUCUGGGCAGUUAUCCUCUAGCCACCCGCCGAGCGAUCUUUGCGUUAAAUGUGGAAGCACUGUAGAGGAAGACUGUGUCAGACUUGGUACAUAUCAGAGGUGGCAUUCAAAGUGCGUUGGAUGUAAAGUUUGCGGCAAAGUUGCUGAAGUUCAACCUCCGCCAACGAUCUCCAAGGAUCAAGAGAGAGAGGCCUCCGCGGAUGGCGGCUCGUCAGCUCAAGCACUAAAACUUACAACAGUCAGACGACCUCCUGCGAAUGUUGGGUUGUUCGUUUACGAUCUAGGUUCAAUGCGGGAUACGGCGUCGUUUGGGUCGAUUCCAACCGUAAUAUUGUGUACAGACCAUGCGCAUACUGCCUGUCGAGGAGGCUUCAAAGCUGUGCAAAGGCUUGAGCAAUAUGCUUUUCUCUUAAACGUUGCUUUGCGGAGGUUAUAUCUGCUGCUUAGGAAGCAGGGCGUGGUACCUUUAUCUCCUGAACACACAGCUCCAACACUUACUUCACAAGACCAAUCCUCCGAAAGUGAUCCAUAUCGAAACUCCGGCGACAUAAUGCGUAUGAAGCAGGUACAUCUUGACCGUAAAUUGUCCGCAACUGCUAGGCUUCCGAAAAAGUCUACGAUUGUCGAAAGUCCGGCAGGCCGAAGUGUACAUCCCUCCAAUGUUCUUCAGUCACAGAAAUCACAGGAGGCAACUCAGCCGCAUCAACCGCAUCACCAUCAUCCCCACCACCACCAUGAAGGCCAUCAAGCUUUGCCUGGGCAACAAAACAAGUCACCAAGCAUUCCCCCUCCUCUUACUCCGGGAUACAUACAGCAGCAUUCGGGACGGCCGAAUACACAUCUCGACACACACGAUGGUCAGAGUCAUCUCAUACGACCUGCGUUUGCCAGAAACAACACCGAGGUAAAAAUAAUUGAUGACAGCCAGCCGAGUUCACCGGCAGUAGAUCCAGAGGAACAAGAAGAGAUGCUAAAUAUACCGCCAGCUGAGGAUAGCAUCACAUUAGCAGACAUCGGUCCUCUCAUAGAAGCGGCUCAAGCAAGAGAACAACAACGCUCUCUCCCACGACUGAAUUCCAUUCCCUAUAUAGCGGAGCUCAGUGCUCUGGAACUGGCAAUCGUCAAGUACUCCGCUGUCUUAGUACUUAUGAGGUCCUCACUCAAAGACCAGAUCGAUAUAGAGGAAUUGUUGGAAAUGGUGGAAGCGAAGAAACCCAACCGGUGGAAGGCAUUCCUAGGCAUGGGCGAUAAAAAGAACCAAAAGAAGAAGCCUGGCACGUUUGGCGUUCUCCUCGAGGUACUUGUCGCUCAGGAAGGUGUUGACUCCCUCCUUGGAGCUUCACGAGCUACGUUAAAGGUACCCAGUUUUGUAGACGAUGUCAUUUCCGCGAUGCGACAAAUGGAUAUGUCUGUCGAGGGUAUUUUCCGCAAGAACGGUAAUAUUCGACGACUAGGCCAACUAACGGAGGCAAUUGACAGAGACCCUCUCUCGGUCGAUCUCAGUCAGGACAAUCCCGUCCAGCUUGCAGCGCUGUUGAAAAAAUUCCUGCGAGAAUUGCCAGAACCAUUAAUGACUUUCAAAUUAUAUAAACUUUGGGUUUCGGCACAAGCGCUCAAGAAUGAUGACGAGCGCAAGAGGUUACUACACAUGAUUUCUAUCAUCAUGCCCAAGGCUCACCGAGACACGAUGGAGAUCCUGUUCGUGUUUCUCAAAUGGGUAGCCUCGUUUGCUCACAUGGACGAGGUGACCGGUAGUAAAAUGGAUUUGGGCAACCUUUCGACCGUAAUAUGUCCCAGCAUCCUUUAUCCCCGGCAUGGUACCGUUCGUGACGAAAGCUACAAAACUAUUGAUGUGGUGACAAGCCUGCUGGAAAACCAGGAUGAAUUCUUUUCUGUCCCAGAAGAGUUCUUGCCGAUUCUGCAUGACCAGGAAUAUUUCGUAAAUUCCUUAGAACUCAAUGGCAAGGACUUUAUGAAGAAAUGUGAUACAUAUCAGAAGGUGAAAGCCGGCAAUGGUCGAUUACCAACUCCUGGACCAUAUAACGGUCCAAAUGGCAAUACUCCACGCAUUGGCGCUGGUCCUGCUCCUGGUACUUCACCAGUGGUACCUGAACGUCCUCCUCCUCCCCUUGCUGCACAACGCCCUUACGGGGUUACUCAGCCGAUUCCUUCGUAUCCCUCAUCAUCCUCACAACAUGGUCACAUCGGAAACAUAAACAGUCCGCGAACGCCUCAGCCAGAAGAGUGGUCUUCUCCCCGACCAAUCAACCCUAAUGGACCAUCAACUCCCUCGCGACCUUCCUCCUACAUACAACCUCGGGCCAGCGGCGAGUAUUUCGCUAAUCUCAACCCCAACAACUACACACCAAAUCCGAAUGGAUAUCCGCCAGCCCGUCAACGAACGGGAUGA
This is a messenger RNA of Lentinula edodes (shiitake mushroom), 3927 nucleotides long. RefSeq lists its product as uncharacterized. The coding region runs from base 1 to 3927 and encodes 1308 amino acids. The transcript is spliced from 10 exons. Gene Ontology annotation, cellular component: cytoplasm. Gene Ontology annotation, biological process: actin cytoskeleton organization; signal transduction. The record is from RefSeq and is a predicted model, not a curated record. Lineage: Eukaryota; Fungi; Basidiomycota; Agaricomycetes; Agaricales; Omphalotaceae.